AAAUGUACACAGUUGAGAAACAGACGUGCAUAUAUACAUACAUACAUAUAAUAGCGCUUGCUAAAUAUUUAUAUAAAAUAAAAAUAAUAAUUGAAAUAAAUCCUAAAUAAACCGAUCACUUUUUCAAUUUCCAAAUGUCUCAACGUCGUAUUUUAGCGGUUUAUUAUCAAGGCAACCGUCAACUUAUACGCUAUACAUUUGGCACCACAGCCAAACAAAUUCUGCGGACAAUCAUGCGAGAGCUCAGGAUACCACGCAGUCAGCAACAUGCACUAGUGCUCACGGACAUGACGGGAAAAGCUUACACCAAACGCCAAAUCAACAAAUAUCUGACAUACUUUCCAGAUCCUAGAAAAACCUUUUAUGUGGAAAAGGUGAGCAAAAACGAUUUAACGGUAAGAAGGACAGUGAGUAAAACAUCAUUAGAGGAUGCGAAAAUUGACACUCCAACUACCGCUACACCGCCCACAAACAACAAACGUCAGCGUAGUUAUGAUAAUGAUGAUAUCAUGAUGCACGAUUCUGUCUGUCCAUGGACACCGGUUUUCCGCAUGAAAUGUUUUAGUGGCACUUACCCACCACCGGCCAAGCGUGUACGUUUCUGUGACUCUCUGAAUACUACUAGAGUUAUACCAGCACAGUUUAACACCAUUGUAGAGGGCGCACUACAUCGCACUGCUUCUUUUAUCUGCACUUACCCUGCGGAUACACUUACCACAGCGAAACUAACGAAGCGCUCGAGUGGUGUGGAAGUUCUAAACGAUUCUAUGGAAAGUUUUGUAACAUCAACGAUGCAGUUGUCGAUCUUCUCACCGCUACAUCGCACAAAAUCGUUCAUCGAUUUCUUGCCAACAACACAGCAGUAGAUUUGUGGCAAUAAGGAGCGAGGUACCUACACGUAUACUAUAUGCUCCUCAACUAAAAGUCAAGUGAAAAGGCUGAAAAAUACCACAAACGUACAUAUGUACAUAUGACAUACUCGUAUGUAUGUAUGUAUGUAUACUCCUAGAGAUUUUAUUUAUUAA
Messenger RNA from Ceratitis capitata (Mediterranean fruit fly), 1025 nucleotides. RefSeq lists its product as uncharacterized. The record is from RefSeq and is a predicted model, not a curated record. NCBI's taxonomy places the organism in Eukaryota, Metazoa, Arthropoda, Insecta, Diptera, Tephritidae. The transcript is spliced from 2 exons. Bases 135 to 866 code for a protein of 243 amino acids.